Cetraspora pellucida is the source of this 517-nucleotide messenger RNA. Lineage: Eukaryota; Fungi; Glomeromycota; Glomeromycetes; Diversisporales; Gigasporaceae. The record is from the annotation of a GenBank genome assembly.
AUGACAAUACCAGAUCCUAUAUGGAUUUUAUUUAGUAAAUUGGGAUAUGUACCAGGACUUAAACAAAAAAGAAGCAAAUGUAAUAAGUAUGAACAGCAAAUCAAUGAAUCAUUAAGAGCUGCCUGGAUACAUGUUAGACGAUGCACUAAGAUAUCUGCAGAGCAAAAAAAAAAAUAUCUUGGCAACUUGUAUGAAGAAAGCGAUGAUGAAACAUUAAUAAGCAUAUCAUCUUCUAUAUCAGAGUCAGUAUCAAAUUCAUUCCCACCUUCAGCAUUAAAGCUUUAUAAAGUUAAUCGUAUUACAAAAACAGAACAAAAGUCACUUGAAUUGGCUUUUGCAAGAUCAGUAUUUUAUUGUGGCCUAUUUUUGUCAUUGCCGGAAAUGAAGCCUAUCAAACUUUUGUGGAAACAAGCAAGACCAGCAUUCAAGCUACCCAGUCGAAAAAAAUUUUCGACAAAAUUAUUGGACUUUGUAUUUAAUGAGACAAAAAAUAAAGCUGAAACUUUGAUUAAUCAAU